ACCAGAGAAAAGUUGUCUUACUGUAGCAGCCUCUCCCUUGAUAUUUACACAUUUUUAUACAUGUCCGUUCCUGGCAAGGCAAACAUCAAAAUUGUUGUACAAUAAAGGUAACAUUUAAUAUGCGGCAGGUUUGCAGUAUCCGCUCAGAAAUCUCCCCAAAGGGUCGGUUGCCACUUAAAAGUGAAAUUCAAUGUGACUGGAAAGGUCAUACAAAUCAUAAGUCAUAUUUUAACUACAAUAAGCCCGUCUAGUUUUCAAUACACUUUUUUAGUCCUGAGAUAAUAAGUUCAAGAAAGCACGUUUGUUAGCCACUCAGAUGUACGGCAAAGAUUAUGUUCUAGCAGGAGAAAGCUGCUGCUGCUACUUUUAACAAACUCUAACCUAUUAAUGGGCGGAAUAAAUCAAUUUCUCUGCCCCAGAAAACAUCAAGUAUUUAACACAAACAUCGCGGCUAUGAGCUGCCAGAGCCUCCCUCUAGUGGCCUGUCAUUGUAAAACAGCUUCAUUGUUGUGAUCUGUCACAGAGAGACGUACAUACAACCUGCUGAAGGGCUCAUAAUAUAGGGUGUCAUCUGAAUAAUUAAAUUCGCUGCCCGCUAAUAAUUAAUCUCUCACUAGUAUUUUCUAACCCAAUAUUCAUUGUCAUUUUACUUGGUGCAUCUGGCACGUGGGAUCUGGGCACAGAUCUGUAACAUCCAAGAUCUAAACCAAAACCUCCUAAAUUCCGGGAGACUUAUUCCGGAGUGAGGUAGUCAGACUGCCGAGAACUAUGCUGAGAGCUACAGGUUUUGAGAGCAAGCUAGCAAGUAACAAAUUAAAUCUACUCUGCAGCAGAUUAUAAACAGGAACACCACCACAUGCAAAGGCUUGUGCUGGAGCAUGUUUAGAUCAUGGAUCGCUUUUUUUCAUUUCAAGUUCCUAUACAUUAUAUACCAACCAACAUAACGUGAAUGAUGCAUAAAUACCGCUGAGGACCAAUGACGAGAACGGAAUUUCUUUCAUUCAGUGACAAUCUGUGAUAUGAAGUAGGUUGCUCCAGUUCUCUAGCCCAACCAAUCAGCGUUUAAGGGGCGAGGCACAUUUCUGAAGAGAGCCAAUCCUGAUUUUACAAGCCUGAACUUUUGCUACCCUGAACAAGUUAAUACAUCCAGGAGGUGUGUCCCAGUCUCACUGACUCCAGUGGAGGAAACUACAUUAACUCUUCAUGUGCUGAACUUCUAGCUAGAACAUUCAUAUUUUAGACAUGCUUUUCUGACCUAGUUUUCUUAGUGCAAUUGUAAAACUGCGCCGUGCUAAGCAGCAUCUUAAACCAGAAAACAAAAAGGCCAAUUGGAAAAAAAAACCCGCCACCCUAGUGGUGAGGUUGUAAAUUAAUGUUAAAGAGAAAGUUAUUUCAAGUGAAAUGUUACAUGACUGGGUCAAAGUGAAAUUGACAGAUUAAAGGCUUGGUGAUGAAUUGCAGAACGAUUGAUCCAGCACUGCAUCUUGGGAGUUGCUACUUCAGUAAUCCUCGUCCUCCGUAGACGACCAAUAAUUAAUAAAUAAACCUAAACAAAAGACCUGAAGGUUGUGUAUGAGUUACUGUUUAUAACAUCAAUAAAAAGCAGCCUCCUAACUCAACGGUGUCCCUGGGAAGCACGUCUUGGAAAUACAUGUGUAUAGGCAGGAACAGAAAACAUUUUAACAGAGGUACUUUUUGUUUAAGCUAAAAAGUAGCUUAGCUGUUCUGCAAAGAGAGGGCUCACUUCCUGGGUCGUCGAAGUAUUAAAAGACACGUCUCCCCCCCCCCCCCGCCCCGCAGUGAUGAUUAUUUCGCUGUUGGUCCAUGCCCAUGCAUCAUCCUCCUGCCUUUGCCAAGCAUGAUCAAAGUACUGUGAUUAAGGAUGGCAUGUGCAAGGCACUGCUUUUUAUACAAUUAAAAAAUGAGGGGUUGUGGAUGCUAUAAAUAUGACUUCGCAUUUACAAGACCAGAUGCGCCACACACCGCACAUCACUCCUGACAACAAAGUUCAGCUGAAGAGUUUUCCCUCGACCUGCAAGCACUUUUUUUUAGUCAUCAAAUUUCCCCUACCGUUUUUGCUCGGGGUCCAUCUUUUAGCAAAUGGUCACUGUGUGUGUGAAGGGGGGGGGUGGCUGUCACGCCGCCGGGGAACGAACGUGCCCCCACAAACUCUUCCCCCGUGCCUGCGCCUUUGCAAGGGACGUGUUUUCCUUUAAGAGUUAAGAAACUUGAAACCUUGUUUGCAACAAUCAGUGCAGCAGAGAGCCGCCAAAGUGUCUAGACUGGCACAUGAUGGGAGGCAGCCAAUGACUCCAGUUCUCUCCUAGGGGGCCCUGUGUGUGUUUUAGAAGAACAAAAAAGAGAGAGCGAGGGAGAGAGAGGGAGAAGGGGGAAGAAAGAAAGGCUCAGUGCUGUUUAAACAGACCCCAUCGCAGCACAGCAAGCAGAAGUCACUUGCUGGGGUGGGGGCUGCUCCGGGACCAUAUUCCAGGCGUUCCAACGUGCAGGAUAGUGGAUUGGAUUUUGUGUGUGUUUUGUUUUCCUUUAAUUAAGGAUUUCCAGCAGCUCUCUCCGGGAUAUUUACAGUUUCCAUUCAUGUGUUGAAACGUGCGUGGGUUUUGUUUUGUUUUUUAAAGGGAAAUAACUCCAAGUCUAGGACCUGGUGCAAGUUUACUGAUCCAGAGCAGCCGUUUCGGAUUUGCCACCUCUCCCCUUUUACUGUUUUAAUGGCAAAGAAACACAGUUGAUGGGGCUAGUUUUCAAGGAAGGAUUUUUGUUUGAGAAGCAGCAGGCGCGUUUGCCUGUGACCCUCUGGCUGCUUUAUCUUUGGCUGUAAAUUGCUAGUCGAUGUAGGGCAUCUCCUGAGCUUUUCCCGGGCCAGCCGCUGCAAGGGAGCGUUGGCAGGCGACCCCCAGUGUGCGUCGAUGUAGCCCCCCGCGGCGCCUUCUCGGCCCUUUCUUCCUCCCCUCCCUGCAGUCUCCCUCAUGUUGCAGCCCUGUUGCAAUCUAUCGGCGAUUAGCUGUGCAAGGCUUUUGCACGGCGCUCCGAGGGCCCUUCGCUCCAUGCGUGGUGGCGAUCGCGGGGCUUGCGCCGGGGAAGGAGCGGGCAUCAAAUAAAAACCCAACCCCCCAACCCCCGAAAUUACCAGCUCCGAGCUGUCGUAUGUUCAGGUCCAAACGCUCAGGUCUUGUGCGGCGACUUUGGAGAAGCCGUGUCAUCCCGGACAGGGAAGGGGCAGAUGGGAGCUCCAGGCAGAGCCAUGACCACGGUGGGGGCACCAGCCGCAGCAAAACCCCGGAGAAAAACCCCUCCUCGGAAAUCCGCCCGGUAACCCGCAACCUGGCGAGGGACCCAGCGGAGCUGUGCGCCUGGGAGCCGGGCCAGGAGGGCAGGGGGAGCCCCAUGGCGGAGCGGGAUGGGCCCCGGGGCGGCCCCGGGCAGCAGGAGGAGGAGGACGGGGAAGAGGAGAGCCCGUGGUGGGCGCAGGAGAGCGAAUGCAAAACAGUGACGUGCUGCCUCUUCAAGGAGCGGGAGCCGGGCAGCCCCAGGCCCGCGGGCGCCUCCUCCCGGGACAGGGAGCUGCGGUCUUGCGACUUCACGCUGCGAGCCCCCCAGGAGCCCCGCAGCCGGGAGGCCCGGUCCCGGCUCCUGCUGCUGGAGCAGGAGCUCAAGUCCGUCACCUACUCGCUGCUGAAGCGGCUGAAGGAGAGGUCGCUGGACAGCCUGCUGGAGGCGGUGGAGUCCCGAGGGGGGAUGCCCAGCGGCUGCGUCCUGGUCUCCCGCACCGAGCUGCGCCUGGGGGGCCAGGCGGCGCCCCCGCAGCUGCUCCUGGGCAAGCUGUUCCGCUGGCCGGACCUGCAGCACCCGGCGGAGCUGAAACCGCUGUGCGAGUGCCAGAGCUUCGGGCUGGCCGACAGCCCCACGGUCUGCUGCAACCCCUACCACUUCAGCAGGCUCUGCGGGCCAGAAUCUCCCCCGCCUCCUUAUUCUCGGCUGUCUCCUCAUGAUGAGCAAAAGCCACUGGAUCUAUCAGAUUCCACGUUGUCUUACACUGAAACAGAGGCUACUAACUCACCAAACACCACCCCCGGAGAAUUCUCAGAUGCCAGUAUGUCGCCUGAUGCCAUUAAGCAGAGCCACUGGUGUAACGUUGCCUACUGGGAACAUCGGACUCGUGUGGGACGCCUCUACACAGUGUAUGAACAGUCUGUCAGUAUAUUUUAUGACCUACCUCAAGGAAAUGGCUUCUGCCUCGGACAGCUAAACCUGGAAAAUAGGAGUGAGACUGUUAGAAGGACUCGAAGUAAAAUCGGCUAUGGGAUUUUACUUAGCAAAGAACCGGAUGGUGUGUGGGCCUACAAUCGCAGCGAGCAUCCUAUCUUUGUCAACUCCCCAACACUGGACAUUCCCAAUUGUAGGACUUUAAUAGUACGCAAAGUAAUGCCUGGCUAUUCGAUAAAGGUAUUUGAUUACGAGAAGUCUUGCCUCUUACAGCACGCCACGGAUCUGGAUUAUGCAGAUGGGCCCUAUGACCCAAACAGCGUUCGGAUAAGCUUUGCUAAAGGAUGGGGGCCAUGUUACUCGAGACAGUUCAUCACGUCAUGUCCUUGUUGGUUGGAGAUAUUACUCAGCAACAAUAGAUAACAAUCAGCCUCUGCUGAAAGAGGAAAAAAAGAGAGAGAGAGAGCAAGAAACACAGACUAUCCCAAAUAUCAUCUACCUAGAUUUAAUAUAAAGUUUUAUAUAUUAUAUGAAAAUAUAUAUUAUACUUGUAAUUAUGGAGUCAUUUUUACAAUGUAAUUAUUUAUGUAUGGUGCAAUGUGUAUAUGGACAAAAAAAGGAAAAUGCACUUUGGCUUAUAUAAUUCUUACAAUACAGAUUUAAAAAAAUUAUACAGCAAAAAUAGGAGAAAGCCCUAAUUUUGAUGUAUGUUUUUUUGAAAUAUUAUUAAUACCAGACAAAAAGCUAAUACC
Molecule: messenger RNA, 4973 nt
Organism: Gopherus evgoodei (Goodes thornscrub tortoise)
Lineage: Eukaryota; Metazoa; Chordata; Testudines; Testudinidae
Gene: SMAD6
Product: SMAD family member 6
Exons: 4
Coding region: 3163-4644 (493 amino acids)
Biological process (GO): cell differentiation; SMAD protein signal transduction; BMP signaling pathway
Cellular component (GO): heteromeric SMAD protein complex
Molecular function (GO): I-SMAD binding; transcription regulator inhibitor activity
Source: RefSeq, a predicted model, not a curated record